Molecule: messenger RNA, 261 nt
Organism: Parascedosporium putredinis
Lineage: Eukaryota; Fungi; Ascomycota; Sordariomycetes; Microascales; Microascaceae
Source: the annotation of a GenBank genome assembly
AUGUUGCCUUGGAGCUUCAAGUCGGAUUUGAAGGGAACAGAUGCUAUGCUCACCCCUAACGCCGCCAGAGAAGCCGAGACCCAGCUCCGGUUUCCAUCUCCGACCGGCGUUCAAAGUUCGGAAGUCUUGUCUCGUAACAUGAGCAGGCUCGAGCGAUCUGAGGAACAGCCUGAUGGGAGAAAGAACACAAAAUCUAACCCGUCUACCCCCAAGUCUCGACUCAAGGAGUCCUACACCCACUACACCUUCCGGGACAUCUAG